UCUGAGCCCACACUGGAUGUGGUUCCAGGGAAGGGGGUCACCCUGCAGUGCGAAGCCGCCUGCUGGGUCCCGAAGCCCGACGUCACAUUUCUUGACGCACAAGGAAACAUCAUCGACGCCGAAGCCUCGAAGUACCAUCAAGACACCCGAAGCCGAUGUUACAACGUCACGAGGAGAGCGACCGUGCAGGCGGGAAACUACUUCACCUGCAGAGUCAACCAGUCUGAGAUUAACCAGACCAAGACCGUAAAGAUUCACGUUCCAGAUAACUGCACAAUACCCAGGACAGUGGCCAUCAUCGCUGCUGUUAUAAUGUUUUUAAUUGGAAUUGGAAUUGUAUACCAAUGGAGGAACUCCGAACGGGUACGUAAAUGUGUUUGCGCACAAUCAUCAGUCCAAAGUUUAACUAGCAGCAAAAGUCAGACAGACCAGGCUCCACUUCUCCAAAAGAACUCCGAGCUCCAGAAAGAAAUCGAUGAACUGAAGUCCAAACUUCACGACAAAGAUGAGAACAACUCCGGAUUGACCAAAGAAAUCGAUGAACUGAAGUCCAAACUUCACAACAAAGAUGAGAAGCUCCGCGUAUUGACCGAAGAACUCCAUGAAGUAAAGUCUCCAGAUUUUCUCACGACACUAACCCCAAACCAGCAGCCUCCACCAGCGAGAUGCUCCCCAAGAAAGAAAGGCCCCGUGUCCCCGACACGGGAGACACCGCAAGCUCUGCGUUCGGGGAGCUUCUCCGAUUCUCUGCAUCGCCUGUCAAACAACCGCUACCAAGCUCUGGCCGACUUCCCUGAAAAAGACUCGUAGAAGAAUCCGUUGCUGUAAAUGCGAACAGAGUCGGGAUUGGCGAUGCGUUCGGGUGCCUUUACAACAAAUGUUUACGAAAUGCUCGUAAGUGGGUUUUUACACAAAAUAGCUACUUGAAUUAUAAUGGGGAGUUUCUCCUGUGCCGGUGGAGGGUUUCGGGACAGAGGAUGUCGUAUGUGUACAGACUGUAAAGCCCCUCGGAGGCAACAUUGUAAUUUGCGAUUUUGGGCUCUACAAAAUAAAAUGAAAUGAAUUGAAUUCAUUCAGCAACAUUCAUACAAAUAUGCUAAACUGGCUGAAGUCGGGAAACUUUCAGUAAUGAGAGAGGAGAGGGACAGAGAACGAAACGGAGAGUUAAUACUAGCGUUGUGUCUCCCCCCCCCCCCCCCCCUCUCUCUCUCUCUCUCUCUCUCUCUCUCUGGAAUACAUUGUUGCAGUGGUUCAGGGCAUUUUCCCAUUAUUAAAAUGGAUUAAUAUGGAUACAAUGUUGCAGUUGCCCCUUUGUUCGGUUUUUGUUGACACUGCAAGAACUGCAAAAUCUAAAUAUCUAUAUAAUUUGUUAGCUAUCUAAAUAUUAGAUAAUAAUUCCACGAAUGAGCAAACUGUUCUUUCAUUGGCCCAUGUUUAUUGCCAACCAUAAAUAGGCUGUUUCUUUUCUUUAUUUUUUUUAAUUGGGGGGGGGACGAGGUUGGGAUAUAGAAGGGGGUGCGUGGCCUAAAAGGUUUGGGAACCGCUUAAGAGGUUACUUUAAUAAAGCUGUUAUGAUCCAAAUAUCGAGUACUGCCAAACCUUUAUUUGACAAAUCCUAUUACUGUUCAGUAUCUCAGGGUUUCUUUUAUUCCCCUGGAGGUUUAUGUGUUAAUAAGCAUUCUGUCAACUAUCAAGAAUUUAACAUGUUUGAAAAUGUUUUUUACGCUUUUGAUUACUUUACACUAAUAAACGUGAACUGUAUUUGUUUAAUAGCAAAUUACGAGCAAGUGAAAGAGAAUUGACACAUUUCCAAUACAAACGAUUUCCAUUUUCUCUGAUUUGAAGCUUUUUUUAAAUGUGUAUCAUCAUUUGACAUUUUAUUCAUUGUUGUUGUUCAAGUCUCACCAUAAAUGACCAUUUAUUUACCUGUCAUUAAAAUGCUCCUUUUAAACGCGACUCCAAGGGAUUGACGUUGUUUUGUUUCUUCGACACAAAUGUCCACGUGUGAGUUUGUCCGAUGUUUUGUCCCUGCUCACCAACAGGGACAGAUGUCAAUUCAAUGACUUUGGGACUUUCCCGUGACAGUUUGUGUCUUUUUGGUUUGUCGACUUCUGUUCCACUUCCUGUUGGCAGGUGUGAACUUGUGGGUGAGAGCGAGCUGAAAGCUUUAAUGUCUACGUGUCCAUGUAGCAGUUUGUGGAGGCCAGAAGUCCUUAUGAAAUACCUUUUUGCAUGUAUCGGAUGUGUUUAAUAAAAUAUUAAAACCUAGUCAGAAUCGUAUGUCUACAUAUUUUGGGUCAGUUGAAUCGGGUCCGCUGCAUCGUGUUUGGUCCCAGGCCACUUUAACUCCUCCUCCUCGCUUCUGGCGUGUUGUUUCCUGUGAGUAGGAGGAUGUGGGUGGACCUUCUGUCAGACGGAGGUGAGGACCCUCAACAUCAAGACAGGAUGGAGGUCACAUCGCUCUGCCUGGUGCUCUCCGCGUUGGCCGUCCACCCCGACAGGUCGCAGUUCUUCGUGUACGACCGCGUGGCGCUGACCUGCGGGCCGCCGGGCUGCUCCGGCGGCUGGACGCUGCAGAGGAACACCUCCACCCACGCGGCCCGGACGUGCCCCUCCGCCUGGGGGCUGCAGACAAACGGCUCCGCCUGCGUCAUCGACACGGUCUACCCGUCGGACAGCGGGGUCUACUGGUGCGGGUCCGAGCUCCGCGGGCGCAGCAGCAACAGCCUCAACAUCACCGUGACCGACUCGGACGUGAUCCUGCAGAGCCCCGCGCUGCCCGUGACGGAGGGCGACCGGCUGACGCUCCUCUGCGCGUGCCGGGGGGCGCGGGGGGAGCCGCCGCCCGCCGCCUUCUUCUACAAGGACGGGGCGAUGAUCGGCGAUCGGCCCGCGGCGAACGUGACCUUUGCGGGGGUGUCGCGGUCCGACGAAGGCUUCUACCGGUGCGCGGUGCCCGGGCGGGGGGAGUCCCCGCGGAGCUGGCUGGCCGUGAGAGUCGCGGCUGAGCCCCCGCCCCCAACCCCGCCCCCUCGCCCACCUGUGCCCAGGCUGGCGUGUGUCGUCCUGCUGGUGGUCCUGCUGGUGGUCCUGCACGUCCUCCUCGUGGCAGUCUGCGCGAAGGUGCGCAGGAAGGUGCGCGGGGACGCCUCCGGACAUCCUCAAAGUUAAAACUUCACGCAACCCACAAGUUAACGCAAGUCAACCAGCAUCCAGACGGUAAAUUAUUGGAGGGGUUUAAGCAGAAGAGCACAAAUAGACAUUAUGAAACAUGUGAUAAGGUGAAGUGUAGAAUUGUAGUUUGUGUGUUAUUAGAUUUUAGUUAUUACAUUAGAUUAAUAAUUGCAGUAUGACGUAUAACACAAUUUAUCGUGGUUUAAGUCCUUUAAUUAUUGUGCACACAUCCUGCCGCAAUGUAAAGUUAAAACCUGGGGAGGGUCAAUCUGCCUUCCUGAUGGAUUUGUUCCACCUUUUCUCCCCAAAGAAGGUUUUUUUUUCACCUGCAAACAUUCUGAAUAUUGUCAAGUCAAACAUAAUGGAUCAAAUGUGAUGAACUGUGAUGAUUUAAGAUGUGUUAUUACAUUACAUUACAAUUCAUUUAGCUGACACUUUUAUCCAGAGCGACUUGCAAGAAGUGCAUUCAACCAUAAGGAUACACACUUUAUCCUUAAAGUGUGCUAGAAGAUGAUGUUAUUCACGCCACGUUAUGUUCACAUGAAGAAGCUUUAAGUCAAAGGUGUGGCCGCUGAACGCGCGGUGGUGUUAAGUGAACAGGGGUCGAUCAGGUCAGCGAGGGAUUCCACAUCCGUCCAGCAGAGGGCGUCACGUGACUUUCUAUUCGUGUUCGUAUUGCUUCUGUUAGUUCUUACAUUAUUUAUAGUUUGUAAACUCGAGAUUCUUCUGACUCUUCCCCUCUGGCCAGGUCGAAGGGAAAAAGGAGCCGAGCCUCUGUUCUGCAGUUUAUUCAUUCAAAUGAAGGCUCCACUAAAAGUCUCUCCUCUCCUUGCAGCUCGAGCUGAAUCAAAGAAAAGAUCCGUGAAGAAGAAAACCAGCACAUUCAGACCAAUGACUUUGGACAUUGGGCUUUUAUUCCUGCAGACAGAAACCACCCAGCGGCCGGAUUUGAUGGAGUUGACGCCAUUUUUCAGCUUGUCGACCAUUUAAUACAUAUUAUUUAAUACAAGACGGUGAAGGUUGGAUUAAAUGGCUGAAUUGAGUGUAGCGCCUGUGAGGCCUUUCUAGUCAUGAACAAUUGUAAUAAUGUAAAUUACGUGGAAAAACAAGGAUACAAAAGACUGGAACUGAAAGUGGACCUAAAUCAUAAUGCACAUUGUCUGAGGAGGUGAAAGCGUCUCAGAGGGCCCUUUAUUUACACAUUUAUCCGAUAACUAAUAGUGUGUUUGCAGAUAACAGGGUUGGUCGUUGAAAGAACGCGUUGCAUUGCCUCCUCGCCGGAUCACACACACACACACCCUGUUUCCUCUCGUCUUCACAACAACUCUGAAUAAAUGCUGAUCUGAGCACUUUUAUAAAUAAAAUAAAGAAACAGCUUAUUAAUUUUCCAGGUA
Molecule: messenger RNA, 4568 nt
Organism: Gasterosteus aculeatus aculeatus (three-spined stickleback)
Lineage: Eukaryota; Metazoa; Chordata; Actinopteri; Perciformes; Gasterosteidae
Source: RefSeq, a predicted model, not a curated record